Ictalurus punctatus (channel catfish) is the source of this 1263-nucleotide messenger RNA. Its product is annotated as interleukin 1, beta. Gene Ontology annotation, molecular function: cytokine activity. The record is from RefSeq and is marked provisional. Gene Ontology annotation, biological process: macrophage chemotaxis; inflammatory response; positive regulation of gene expression. NCBI's taxonomy places the organism in Eukaryota, Metazoa, Chordata, Actinopteri, Siluriformes, Ictaluridae.
UCAACAGACAUAAAGAGACAACUUCAGAAGGACAACUUCAGAACGCAGUUUCUAAUCCGAGCCCAUUAACCACUGAAAUGGCUGACAAAGAUUUGUUAAUGCUGGAAAGGUACUUUGACAGUGACUGUGGAUUUGAUUCAGAUGACAUGGAUUUUGACAAGCUGGACUGCUCUGAUCCUUUGGCCAUGAGCGGCAGAUGUGACCUGCACAAAGGACUCCGCAUCGAGGUCACCAAGGAGCCUCUUAGUAUGCGCCAUGUUGCUAAUGUUGUAAUCGCUUUGCAGAGGCUGAAACUCACUCAAAAUAUUCAGUCCACGGAGUUCACCGACCAGGAGCUUUUCAAUGUCUUCAUUGAUAAUGUGAUUGAAGAGAGCAUGGUGAUCAAUUUGAAGUGCACUGAAUCCAAGAGUUACAGCCUGCAAGACAAGGUUGUGCGGUGCACUAUAUGUGACAAGUCUAAAAGGGCUUUGGUGCAGAAGGAAAAGCUUCCUCUUCUGCUGGCUUUUACUCUGAAGGGUGGAAAUAAGGAGAAUAAAGCAUGGUUCAACCUCUCGGCCUACACUCCACCAAACUGCACAGAAAACAAAAAUGGCCAGCCUGUAUGUUUGGGGAUUGUAAAGACCAAUCUCUUUCUCUCAUGCACACUGGAGAAUGAAACUCCUUUUCUAGGCUUAGAGGAGGUAAAAGACAAAGAGAGACUGAAGUCCAUCCAGGAGAAUGAUGGCAUGGAACGCUUCCUUUUCUUCAGAAACGGCACUGGUGACUCCCUUAACACCUUCGAGUCAGUUAAAUACCCGGGCUGGUUCAUCACCACCUCAAAGGAUGACGAUAAGCCAGUGCAAAUGUGUAAGCAGCAAUCCAGUCACCUCCAGCUGUUCACACUCCAUGAUGAGACUGUAGUCUCUCAGAAUGAGAUGUGAUUCAGAAAACCAGUUUCCAGAAAGUAUGUACUAGGUACAAGUGUAAAUCCGGAGGCUCAUUUUAUGUUUAAGUAUAUCUCAGCUCCCGAAAACUUUCCUGUUCUGUGCUUUUUUGUGGUUUCACAAUAAUCACAACAUGAGAACAGAAUUCUGUAUUUUUUAUAUAAAAAAAUAUAUUUUGUGGGAUAUGUGACAGCGCUGUGUUUUCACAAUAAUUACAAAUUAUGUUUUUUAUUUAACUUUAUUUAACCUAUUUAUUACAAAGAUUGUAUUGUGUUGUAUUGACUAAUGUGAAUAAUUUAUUGUUAUAUUUAAAAGCCUAAUAAAAUAAACUUUUAUCAAA